Aspergillus sclerotioniger CBS 115572 is the source of this 880-nucleotide messenger RNA. Its product is annotated as GAG-pre-integrase domain-containing protein. The record is from RefSeq and is a predicted model, not a curated record. The coding region runs from base 1 to 783 and encodes 260 amino acids. Lineage: Eukaryota; Fungi; Ascomycota; Eurotiomycetes; Eurotiales; Aspergillaceae. The transcript has a single exon.
AUGACGGUAGCCGUUAGGGGCAACGCAGCAAACACCUGGAUCUACGAUACAGGCAGUUCCCACCACCUGACCCCUGAUCUUGAUUCCUUGACCAAUUACCACAAACUUGCACCUCAUGAAUACUACAUCUACGGCACCUCAGAAGGGACUACCGCCACGGCUAAAUCAGCCAGCUACACUACUAUCUACCUAGAAUCCCCGACCGGGAAACCAACAGCGUUAAAGAUCAAGGCAUACUACCAACCGAAUUUAAAAUAUGGCCUCCUUUCAGCAGAUCGCCUCCGUACUGACUUCAACCUCUACGGGACCACCAAAGACCUAACUCUACGAGAUCUAGAUACUGAUCAAACUGCAGGCUAUCUACAGAUAUCGAAGAACAUCACCUUCAUCAGACUUACCGAGCCAAACAGAAUCGCCGCAGCGGCGCCUACCCUCAAUCCCCUACUACUACACCGAAGACUCGGCCAUACGGGAUCCCACAACAUAAAACUGCAAAAUCACGAAAAGUUCGACUGCGAAGCCUGCCGGCUCGCUAAAGCCAAACACCUCGUAUCACGAGACCCUAUCUCACGGACCGCUGAUCCCACAGAACUCUGGCAUACAGAUGUACAAGCAGUGACCCCGACUGGCUACGGCGGGAUCAAAUACUAUCUGAUCAUGAUCAACAACGCCACGCGUUUGACGAGAAUCGCGCUAUUGCAUACAAAGGCUGAAGCCUCGCAGGAACUUAUAAAGAUGAACUCACAACACAAGAAUCUCGUCAGCCGCUACCCUGCAGCCUGACACCUAGACGGUGGCCGAGAAUUUACUCGCUUCAAGUCAUGAGCAACCCACGAAGACCGUGGAAUUCAUAUACAGAUAUCACCACCCCGUACGCCUG